Ananas comosus (pineapple) is the source of this 1710-nucleotide messenger RNA. RefSeq names its product APO protein 4, mitochondrial. Bases 344 to 1312 code for a protein of 322 amino acids. The transcript is spliced from 3 exons. NCBI's taxonomy places the organism in Eukaryota, Viridiplantae, Streptophyta, Magnoliopsida, Poales, Bromeliaceae. The record is from RefSeq and is a predicted model, not a curated record. Gene Ontology annotation, molecular function: RNA binding.
AUUUGUGCUCCGUGAAGGGCGAUUCGUGGGGGCUUGCCUCUUCCACAUGCUCGACGUUGAAAGGCGUGGUCUUCGAUCUUGACGUUUCUUCUACCAAUUCGAAGUUUUUUUUUUUUUCAAUUCAAAUCAAUCGCAAUAACCUCAUACAUGGAUUCGUGGCUUCGAUUGAUCGAUAUGUACUCAUGGGAUUUUGCGGUUUUGGUGGGUGCUCUCCAAGUGUUUGUUGGAAUGCCUCAAUGGCUUUGUUACUUGCCAUUUUGAGCUCGACUAGGGAGUGCCCAAAAGUUUCUCUUCCACGAGUGCUUCGUUUCGAUUGAGCUGAUCGUUUGAUCUUCCGGCUAUAAUGGCUUUCAGGCAGAGAUUUCAACAUUGUCUUUACAGAGACUUCAAUUUCACACUUAUGUGUCAGAGAUAUUACAGUUCGAAAAUAGACUGGAACAAGCUUCGGCCUAUGAUUCUAAAAAGAAUCCGAAACAGAGCAAAUGAUUAUCCUGUGAAGAACAUGAUUCCUGUAGCAGAGGAAGUAAUUAGGGCCAGAGAACUUUUGAGAGAAGGUGUCUCUGGUCUUCUCAAAGUUAUUCCUGUUAAGGCAUGCAAAUUUUGUCCUGAAGUUUAUAUCGGUGAGACAGGCCAUCAGAUGAAAACCUGCCAUGGUUUCAAGCGCAUGAUCAAAGACCAACAACACAAAUGGAUCGAAGGGCAUUUAAAAGACGUGCUUGUUCCUGUUGAAUCCUUCCAUCUCCAAAACAUGUUCCAACCUAUCAUAAAGCAUGAACAGAGGUUCGACUUCGCCCGUGUCCCUGCUGUUCUUGAGCUCUGCUACCAAGCCGGCGCAGAUAUCCCCGACGAACUCCUCCAAAACCAUGCCCAAACCGAAAGUGCUUCUGUAUCUCUGCCACCAGAACCACUUACUUCAGCAGCUCAAUCAACAUUAGAGGCUUAUGAGAAGGUUAGAUUGGGAGUGCAGAAGCUGCUACUGGUCUAUCCAGCCAAGGUGUGCAAGCAUUGUUCAGAAGUCCACAUUGGGCCGUCGGGCCACAAGGCUAGGGUUUGUGGGAUGUUCAAGUUUGAAGGGUGGCGGGGAUCACACAUGUGGAGGAAGGCUGAGGUGGACGAUUUGGUGCCACCAAAGGUGGUGUGGCACCGCCGGCCCCAUGACCCACCUAUGCUUGUUGAUGGUGGGAGGGAAUAUUACGGGCAUGCCCCUGCCGUUGUGGAGCUUUGUAUGCAGGCGGGGGCAAGGGUACCUACUAAAUACUUUUGCAUGAUGAAAGUACAUGGUCUUGCACCACCCACAACACUGCAGCGAUAAUCUCAAAAUGAAGUUCACAGCAGAAUUAGAUUAACAGAUGAUCAUUGAACUCGAAUGGCGUCAGAAUUAUGAUGAACAUGACAACAGUUUUGAUAACAUGGUGUCCGCUUGCAUUUGCCGUAAAUUUUUUCUUUUGCAAAGGCCCCUGAUCCUUGAGAACCUAAAGGGCAAUGUUGCUUCCUAUCGAGUUUCCUACCAACCUUAUGUCCAUAGGUUGCUCAUUAAGGGGUUGAAACUAAUUCAUCUUGUUUUAUACAUAACCUUAUAUUCGCUCGCUGUAAUUACAUCACACCGCUGCAUAAUAAUGGUGUUUCUUUUUUCCAUUGUAAGCUGUGAAGUUUUCAGAGUAUGUUAUCUCUUUCAAAAAGUAUUGUUGGCGGUUUUGCCUUGGUGGAAUA